AUGGGUAACUACUUCACCUCAGUCUUUCCGUCUGGAAGGUACAAAGAGCAGCUGUCUAAGAGCGAAGAUACAAAUGCUCUUCCAAAGCCUGAGACAGGCUCAAAGACGCCAGUCAUGUCAAAGGCUGAUGCUGAUGCCUUCGAUCCGCGCUCGCCAUCUCACAAUGUCAGCAGAACACCCUUGAAAACAGAAGAGAAGAAUAGUGACAUUCUCUGUGACCCACGAUCGCCGUUGCAAGAAGUCAAUCGAACACCAAUUGCUGCGAACGAAAAGGGAAGCAAAGCAAGUGAAAGAGACCAGCUCCGUCGAAAGGCGCUUGGCAACUCGAAGAUGCCCAUGCCAAGUCUUGACGACUGCGAGCACACUGAAACCUUGGAGAACAGCUUUACAAGCACGCAAACUGCCGAAAUCCACUAA
Oikopleura dioica is the source of this 417-nucleotide messenger RNA. The record is from the annotation of a GenBank genome assembly. Lineage: Eukaryota; Metazoa; Chordata; Appendicularia; Copelata; Oikopleuridae.